Stegostoma tigrinum is the source of this 9225-nucleotide messenger RNA. Its product is annotated as NAD kinase-like. The transcript is spliced from 10 exons. Gene Ontology annotation, biological process: NADP+ biosynthetic process; NAD+ metabolic process. NCBI's taxonomy places the organism in Eukaryota, Metazoa, Chordata, Chondrichthyes, Orectolobiformes, Stegostomatidae. The record is from RefSeq and is a predicted model, not a curated record. The coding region runs from base 1518 to 2657 and encodes 379 amino acids. Gene Ontology annotation, molecular function: NAD+ kinase activity.
GAUAGGAUUCUUGGCAGUGUGGAGGAACAGAGGGAUCUUGGUGUGCAGAUUCAUAGAUCCCUUAAAAUGGCCACCCAAGUGGACAGGGUUGUUAAGAAAGCAUAUGGUGUUUUGGCUUUCAUUAACAGGGGGAUUGUGUUUAAGAGUCGUGAGAUCUUGUUGCAGCUCUAUAAAACUUUGGUUAGACCUCACUUGGAAUACUGUGUCCAGUUCUGGUCGCCGUAUUAUAGGAAAGAUGUGGAUGCUUUGGAGAGGGUUCAGAGGAGGCUUACCAGGAUGCUGCCUGGACUGGAGGGCUUAUCUUAUGAAGAGAGGUUGACUGAGCUUGGUCUCUUUUCAUUGGAGAAAAGGAGGAGGAGAGGGGACCUCAUUAAGGUAUACAAGAUAAUGAGAGGCAUAGAUAGAGUUGAUAGCCAGAGACUAUUUCCCAGGGCAGAAAAGGCUAAUACGAGGGGUCAUAGUUUUAAGCUGGUUGGAGGAAAGUAUAGAGGGGAUGUCAGAGGCGGGUUCUUUACACAGAGAGUUGAGAGAGCAUGGAAUGCGUUGCCAGCAGCAGUUGUGGAAGCAAGGUCAUUGGGGACAUUUAAGAGACUGCUGGACAUGCAUAUGGUCACAGAAAUUUGAGGGUGCAUACAUGAGGAUCAAUGGUCGGCACAACAUUGUGGGCUGAAGGGCCUGUUCUGUGCUGUACUGUUCUAUGUUCUAUGCUCUAAACGUUGUUAUCUCAGAUUCUCCAGCAUCGGCAGUUCCAACAAUUAGACCGCAGAGAUAGUAGGAUUAAGGUCAACUAAGAGUAUUCCUUGCCAGUCCUGGUGCCUUGCUCUGUGUUCGAAUGUCCCCAGGUGCUGGCUGUCUGUGGAUCAUCUAUCGUUGUCUGAGGAAGGAUCACUGGACCCGAAAUGUUAAUGUUAAAUCCUCACCAACCCCUUUGAUUAGAGGGUGCAGUCACGCUGUAAAAUGAACUCGAUUACUCGUGAUGUAUUUGGACUCACUCAGAAGCGGAAGUGGGAGAGGUGUUGCCAGAACUGCUGAGAUACUCCAGCGAUCGUUGUCAGUACUGAUCACAGAGGGGUGUGCUUGCAAACUCACUGCUUGUCUCUUUCCCAACGCUGCAUUUCCAGCUGCUGCAGCAAAUGACAGUGCUUUCUGUCAUUUAGAGAGGAAUCUGCUGAGAUUAAUAGGAUCACCCAAGUCAAUGGCAACUGGGAUCCCAAAAAUAACAAACUCCUGCAUUUUAUGUAGCACUUUUCACAAUCAUGGGACAUGCCCAAGUGCCUUGCAGCAAAUGAAGCGCCAUGUGUCAUCACUGACAUGCAGGAAAUGCAUUCGAUCAUCUGUGCACAGCAAGACCCUACAAGCAGCAAUUAGACAAUGAUCUGAUCAUCAUUUUGUGUGAUAUUAAUUAGGGAAGAAAUAUUUCCCUGGACACUGGGGAGACUCUCCGCUCCCCUUCACAGUAGCUCUCCAGGAUCUUUUACGUUGACCUGGGAAGUUGGGCAGUCCUGCCCUCUCAGUACAUGGGAAUCACUGGGGAAACCCAGUCAUUCGCAGGGAGACCCAUCAGGGAGAAGUGGAAUGGAAGGAAAUGGCACAUUCAGGAUCCAGCCAGUCAACGGCUAACAUGGAGUAAGCCUCCGACGAGUAUCCUAGUCAUUAAAAAGAUUCAAGAUGAUCGUCUCCUUCAGCCAUUUAAGGAUCUUUGCAUCUUCCUCAUGGAGGAGAAAGAUAUGAUUGUUUAUGUAGAGAAAAAGGUGCUUGAAGACCCCACCAUUGCAAACGAUGAGAGCUUUGGACCACUAAAGAAAUUGUGUACUUUUACAGAAGGCUAUGACGAUUUAUCUGAUCGGAUAGACUUUAUUAUUUGCCUAGGAGGAGACGGCACCUUACUUUACGCAUCAUCCUUAUUCCAGGAUAGCGUACCACCAGUGAUGGCAUUUCACCUCGGAUCUCUGGGUUUCCUGACACCAUUUAACUUUGAUACCUAUCAGUCACAAGUCGCACAAGUAAUUGAAGGGAAUGUUGCCAUUAUCCUGCGAAGCCGCCUCAAGGUCAAAGUGGUGAAGGAAAACUGGGAAAAGAGAGGCUGCCAGGAGCACACUGUGGAGGAGAACGGACUGAUAGUGACCAAGCACGGGGACAAUGAGUUGGGAAAGCGAGCAACGCAGUACCAGGUCCUGAAUGAGGUUGUGAUUGACAGAGGUCCUUCAUCCUAUCUCUCCAAUGUUGAUUUGUUUCUGAAUGGCCGCCUAAUAACAUCUGUCCAAGGAGAUGGAGUGAUUGUCGCCACACCAACUGGGAGCACAGCGUAUGCUGCAGCGGCAGGAGCCUCAAUGAUUCACCCCAAUGUUCCUGCCAUAAUGAUCACCCCCAUCUGUCCACAUUCCUUAUCGUUCCGACCAAUAGUUGUACCAGCAGGAGUGGACCUCCAGAUUAUGCUGUCACCAGACGCUAGGAACACCGCGUGGAUUUCAUUUGAUGGACGGAAGCGCCAAGAGAUUUGCCAUGGUGACAGCAUCACCAUUACUACCUCCUGCUACCCAGUCCCAUCGAUAUGCUUCAGGGACCCAGUGAAUGAUUGGUUUGAUAGUUUGGCUGAGUGUUUACACUGGAACGUGAGAAAGAAGCAAAGUCACCUAACGGAUGUGGAGGAUUUCUGAGUGUGGUUCGGGAACAGCACGCCUGUAACAUCCGUCUCCAAUGGAGUUCCUUUCCAACUGCAGCAUUGCAAAGAGCAUUCCUACAUAUGAGAAGAAUCUGUUUUGUCUGCGCUGCUUAAACAGACACACAGGAGCAUCACCCUCACCAGCCCUUUGGUAAACAGUGGGGUUUUAACUCUUGUUGCGGAUUGGGUAAAGACAGUCACAUGUCUGAAAAUACCAAAUACAGAGACAGUUCCAGAGGGAGCAUUUCAAUGAUGUUUGCAGCAUGUGAUGCUCUGGCAUCCUAGGAAAUGUCACCCAACUCCUCAUAAAUAUCAUUCGUAUCGAAAGACUUGAGAGCAAUAUUGAAGAAGGAUUUGUGUUGGCUGUUUACUGCUUUCUUCAGUUGUUCUGAAGGAGUGUGGUGUUUGAAAUGCACUAAAAUGUGGAUCUGUUUCUUAAAGCUGUGGACACCGGCACUUAGUCCAACGUCUCCCUCUCUCCCAGACCGACCGCCUGUACCUGGGGACAACCCUGUCAGAUACUUGGUACAAGCUCCAUCUCUCCUUUCCCUGACCCUGUUUUCUGUUUAUUAUUCCAGCUGUGCUUUUCGUACAGUUGAAAGUGAUAUUUUUAUAAAGCAAGGAUAAGCCUGUGAUCUGCUAUCGGCACUGGGCUCCAUGGUGUGGGGGAAGGACUCUUGAUGAGCCAGUACCUGCGAUAGGAUUCAGUUUUACCUGAGAUUCUCAAUUUUGUCAAACCCCAAUGUGAGCACAGUGUGUUCAUCAUCUCUUCGUUGUAUUUUCCACUUGAACAUCAGAAGUGCUGAAAUGCAGGGUAUGUUCUUUGAGGCAAGGCAGGGGCAGUGGGGUGUUAGUCAGCCCAGUUGGCUGGACGGCUGGUCUAUGGUGCAGGGUGAUACCGACAGUGUGGGUUCAGUUCCUGCACUGGCUGAGGUUACUGUGAAUGACUUUCUCCCUCAACCCCUCCCUGAGGCGUGGUGGCCUUCAGGUUAAACCCACCACCAGUCACCCAUCUGUAAUGAGACAGCAACCCUGUGGUCCUCUGGGACUACGCUGACUUCAUUCUUUUGAGAAUUGAAGAGUACCAUGUGAAUAUUUGCUUGAUUAAAACAAAUCUUCUAAAGCUUCAACAAAAGCAGAAAAAUACAAAAGCAAAGUGGAUCACGUAAGGGUUAAAGGAUAAUUUAUUUCCUCUCCUCCAUUUUGCUUUUGUUGCUUUCAGUAUUUAUUGUUGACAAUCUCUUGCUGCUUCCCAAUACCGUGGCUGUUGUCCCAUGAUGUAGCUGCUGUUGACGGCUGAUUACAUUGUAAGCUGGCCUCGUGUCAAUUAUCAGAUUCUCCUGAAGCUAAGUCAGGGAUAGUAAAUCAGUAAAAUUCUUCACCCUCUCCUCUCUGCACCUGGAGGAACGCGAUUUUAAAAUUAUGAUUUAUUAAGUGGAAUGUUCUCUGUGGUAUAAAUCCCUUUGUUCCUUUUUAAAAUGAUACACAUGAGCAAGCAUUUGCAGCACUUCAAGGAGAGGUAAAUGUUGCAGCAUUGAGCACGGUGAUAACACUAACCCAGUCAAGCAUCUGACAGACUGAGCCAUCAACACAUCCUGCUGCUGGAACUGUGUAGCGUGUUGCUCACUCACAGGGUUGAAAAUCCUGCAUGACCUUUGGCUGAUGGGCUCAAUUUGUAUCCGAGUUGGAACUACGUCCCAAGAACUGUCUGCCACAGAAAUUCACUAAAAGUAAAGAUUAGUUCAUUGCAUUUUGCAGUCUGCUCUGUCAUUGUUAACGACUUGAGUCUAUUUCUCAAACCAUUGUUAAAGCUGCUGAAGCUUCCAUUACAGCAGCUGGUCAGCAGUAGUCACCCUUCCUGGGCUGGUUUCCAUUCUGACCCAUGUGAGCUGCAGACAUCCAGGUGCCAUCAUUAAAGUUUCUUCUUCCAGUCAACAUCCAAAUGUAUAAAAUCUGAUGGAAUUAGGAAACAAGUGAGAAUUUUCAAAACUUUGAUUUUAAUAGACCCCCAAUCUGUCUGGAAGAGGUUACACUAAAAGUCUGAAACCAACCUAAAUGUAUCCAGCCUGUGUAGGUAGAAUUUUACAGUGCAGUUCUCAGUAAACACACAGCUAUUUGAUCAUUACUGAUCCCAGGUCAGGAUAAGAUGCUGCUUCAAGACACAUCAAUGUAGAGGAAUUAAAAUUUUCAUUCUGAAUCAGACUGGUUCACCUUUUAGCUGAGAUUUCUGAAAACCCUGUUUGGGGGCUAUCGUUAUCACUGAUGAUUACAUGUCACUGUGAUCUGGAGGAUACAUUGGAAAUCCUUGUUGUUUCGAGCAGGCUAGUUGACACUGGAAGUAUAGUUAUGUUUCAUACACACAUACACUGUAUACUCAGUCGGAUGGUUUAGCUGGUACUGAAAGUUCCAAAGUGAGUUUAUAGUUCUCUCGUACACUCAACCUCUAACAGUUCAGGACAGUAGCCUGCACCUAAUUUAGAAAAGUAAACACAACUUGUCUUGAUAGAUAAAUUUCAUUUUAGUUCAUGUUGCUAAGGCAACAAAGGUCAUAUUAUUUUGCUGUUAAUUAGAACAUGUCCCAGCAUAGGCAAUCUAUAAAUGGGCAUGUAAAUGGAAUUUAUUAACAUAUCAAAUAUUACAUUGGGUCAAUAAAAACCAACAGAACUGCGGAUGCUCUAAAUCAGGAACUAAACCAGAAGUUGCUAGAAAAGCUCAGCAGGCCUGGCAGCAUCUGUGAAGAGAAAAUCAGAGUUAAUGUUUUGGGUUCAGUGUUCCUUCCUCUGAGCUAUUCUGAGGAAGGGUCACUGGACCCAAAAUGAUUACAUUGGGUUCCUCUGUUAUCACAGGAUCUCGCACUGAGUACCGGCACCAAUCUUCUAACAGGAAGGUUUGCAACUGUACAUAAGCUUUCAUGACUUCAGGAUGUCCUAAAUGGGCUUUACAGCCUGUGAAGUACUUGUGGAGUCACUGCUGUAAUUUACAAAUUCCAUACCCUUUUAAUGUGGGCUGAUGAUCAACAUUAUUCUGCCAUGUGCACUUUCCAAUGGCAUUCACUGGAUAACUGCGAGCUGGAAUUUAGAUUGUUACACAUUCUUUUUAUCUUUUGCUUUCAGGUACAGAUUCUAGUUGCACUGCACAAGAUCAGUUCUAUGCGAUUAGCAGUGAGUUGGAUUAACUUGCUCUUGGUUAGCAUGGAAAGUGUAUUUCUGACACAUGGCGAACUUGCACUGAGCUGUACACUAAUUUUACAUGUCUAUUUCUGAAAUGAAUAUCGGAGUCAGUUAUUGUAGAGGAAUAUUUUAUACUUCUGCUUUUUUUAGUAUUUCACAAUUUCGACAACAGUCUAGCACUUUACCUCUGGUAUGAAAGAGUGCACUUCAAGAAAAUACCUGUCAAAUAUUUCACUUUUGAAGGAACCUUUUGUCAAAGGUUUUGGAGUAGAUCUGUAGCUGGGGUUGUGGGUGUUGACAUUGGUUGGCUCGCUGAGCUGGUUUGUUGUUCCGCAAAUGUUUCGUUACCGUGCUGGGCAACAUCCUCGGUGCAGCCUCUGAAGCGUCUGUUUGUUUUCCCACCUGGUUUUUAAACUAUGGGGUCCGUUGCAAUGGAAUACUCGCUCAUCUCAAUCCACAUGGACCAGGAGAACCACGACUUCGACUGGGACAACACCAAGAUCCUGGGACAGGCUAGGCAGAGACAAGCACGAGAAUUCCUGGAAGCAUGGCACUCAAUGAAGCAUGCUAUUAAUAAACACAUUGAACUCGACCCCGUAUACAUUCCACUACAGAGGAAACCCGGAAGUGAGGCAAUCCAUCGCAACGGACCCCAGAGUUUAAAAACCAGAUGGGAGAAAACACCGCUUCAUCAGAGGCUGCACUGAGGAUGCUACCUCGUCUGUGGAACAAUGAACCAGCUCGGCGAGCCAACCAGCCUGAAAGGAACCUUUUUUUAAUUCUACAAAAUCCAGUCACAUUGAGAUUCUAAUCUCACUCACUGAUCAAAGUAAGAGCAUACUGGAUCUGCCUAGUUUUCAAAUGAGAAUUUUUUAAAAUUCUAAAUGUUCAGCUAAAUUACCCAAAUUGUAAUGAAGGAUCAAAUCCAUGUCAUUGCUGCUGGGCCUGCUGUGUUCAUCCAGCCUCACAUUUCAUUAUCAUUGAAAUUUGUGUCUGUUUCAGAUAUUUGUCGCUAGCUUUGUAUCUCCAACAUUUUGUAGCUUUCAAGUUCCAUUUCAUACACACUUCCAUAAUUGAUGAAACCAGUCAUAACUGUUUACUCUACUCUAAGUGGGCCCCUACUCCCUGGACAGUGCAAUGUGAAUUGCACAGAAGGUGUUUUUCCAGUUAUCAUUCAUACAUGGAAUGUGGGCAUCACUGGCUAGACUAACAUUUUAUUGUCCAUCCUUAACUCUGCCUCCUCCCCACAAGCACACGCACACGGUGAUGAACUGCUGUUUGACCUACUGCAGUCCGUCAGGUAUAGGGACACAGUCUUAAUGUGCCAUUAGGCAAGCCGUUCCAGGAUUUUGAUUGAACGACACUAAAGGAAUAACAUUGUCAGGAUGGUGAGUAUCUUGGAGGAGAGCUUGCAGGGGGUGGUGUUCUUAUGUACCUGCUGCCCAUGUCCUCCCACACAGGAGGAAUAACAAGUUUUGAGGGUGCUGUCAGAGGAGCUUUGGUAAGUUGCUGCAGUGCAAUUUUGUAGAUAGAAACAGUGUAGUUUAAAAAGUUGUGCAAUUUAACUCUUUCAACUACUUGCCUAUCAGCAUGUGCGUACAUAAUUAACUUUGAUAGAAAUGAGUUCCAGCCAUAAGUUGAGGCUGAUUUGGAGAUCAGUUUGGAAUUCAACAAACCAUUCUGAAAAAUGGUGCAAAUGCUGGUUUGCAGAGAGCCAUCUUGCCAGGCACUCUUUUUUUUAUUGUUGCAUUUAAAGAUUUCCCUUUUAACAAGGAUUACGAGGAAGAUAAAUGUAUCAAUUUCGAUUCUGAUCUUGCUUUGACUUGUUGGUUGUUGGAGGUUGCAGUUAUUUUUAUUUUGAGAGAAGACCUGAUUCCUCCUAUGGUUUAGGGCAUUGUUAUGAAUUAGCCUAAUCCCUGCAUCACGCAUCAUUCAGAAAGGGUCAUCAAAAAGGAUGUGUUUAGUGCGGAAACUAUACCCUGGUAGGUUUUGCACCAAGAGCUGAACAAUAAUGGAUCAAAGUGGUUUCUGUUUGUGCACCAGCCACCUCUGAACAAUAGACCCUCCCAACUCAAAGUAGAAUCUGUCUCAUUCCUACAAGGGUGAAUGCACUUUUUCUUCCAGUUUUAAACCAUGAAAACAGAGUUAUGUAUGUGUGUGUCUGUGUGUACCUGCCAGUAAUCCAUCCAAUGUACCUUCACUCUUGCACUUUUGUGGUUCUGCUUGUGGGAUUACAUUCAAAUGUGACUUACAGUGCAUCUUGACUCCUUUUUAUAUAUAAAAAAAUCUUCCAAAGGUUUGCUGGUUGAAUCUUCUUUGUAUACUAUUGAGUAAUUUAUUGCAAAGAUCUGUUUGUUACUAAUUGAACUUCUUGGCUGCCUCAAGUGGAAUGUUCAUGUUAAUGUUUCCUGCUUGAACCUCUGAACCUGUAACAUUUCCUGGGGAACUGAGAGGGCGAGCUUUUCCUCUUGUCAUUUCCUGGGGAACUGAGAGGGCGAGCUUUUCCUCUUGUAGAACAAAAACAGAAGUUGCCGGAAAAGCUCAGCCGGUCUGGCAGCAUCUGUGGAGAGAAAUCGGAGUUAAUAUUUCGGGGUUUGGUGACCCUUCCUCUGAGCCCUUUCCUCUUGUAGAUUAUUAUUCCCCUCAGUUGUAAAGCUAAUCAGUAGAACAGAAAAUUAAAUCUCCAAAUAAAUUAUGACUUUUUAAAAAAAUAACGAAUGUGUUUCCUAAAUCUAAAAAACAUUUUGUUAAAAUUUUAACCAAUAUCACUCACUUUUCUUUACAUAAUGUAUGGAAUGCAGUGGACAGCUCACUUGUAAUAAUGAAGUCAGUACAAGCCCCUCUCGAUACAUGCAGAAAUUUAACAGCAGGCCGAGCAGACUUGGAAAUGUGUUUAAAAUUGUGUAAAAGCUGCACACAUUAAACGAACUGCCUCUCAUAAAUAUAUCAUUAACUGUGCAAUUUUAUUACAUCAGAAUUUCUACUUAAAUGUAAAUAUAUCAUUAAAUUUAGAUUGUAAUUUAAAUAUCUUUUACACUUCAGUUGUUCUUAGACUUUGUUUGAUUUUGAGUUUUACAAAUUGUAACAUAUUUAUAGUGAUUCAAGUUCUUUCUAACAACCAGUUUGAAGAACCGCAGUGCUUCUGAAGUUUCAUUUUCCCUGUUUUUAACUGUAUUGUCUGCUUAGUUUUUUAAAAAAUCUGAAACACAAUUGUCAAACUGUGCUGAAAAAGUUCACACCCUGAACUAUGAAUUACCAGCAAACUGAAUGAAUUGUUUGAAUUGUAACUGGGAUCGUAAUGUUUUCUGUUUAUAUGACUUAAUAUUUGUUGAACAUUAGUAAAGUUGUUAUAUGUAGGAGACUAUUUUUCAAAUCUUUUACUAAAUAAAUUAA